Seminavis robusta is the source of this 5322-nucleotide messenger RNA. The record is from the annotation of a GenBank genome assembly. NCBI's taxonomy places the organism in Eukaryota, Bacillariophyta, Bacillariophyceae, Naviculales, Naviculaceae.
AUGAGGUGGUCCAUGGCAAUCACAGCCUGGUUGCUGGUGGUAGUCACUACCAGCAUAACUCCCACGGCUGCAUUUUCCAACCAUGUCUUGUUUGCCCGAACCGCCAAGUGGUGGACUUCGACUUUUACCCAAUUGAAAAUGUCCAGUUUUCAAGACAUGGUCAAUCAAAUGAAGGAAAAAUCCGGUGACAAGUCCACUAGUUGGAUUGAAGAAGCAAGAAAAGCCACGGCCGAACGAGAGGCUCAACAAAACAAGAACAUUGCCGAUUCCGAACGAAAGAUUCCAUCCUGGAUUGAUCAAAGUGGAGGACAACGGGCGCCGUCGGCACAAUCGCAAUCAGCUCCACAGGCACCGUCGUGGAUGAGUGGAGGGCCACCGCAAGCUCAGCAGCAUGCUCAAAAUCAACAGCAUGCUCAACCUCAGCAGCAAGAAAGUCAACCACCCAACAAUGGAGGAGGAGGGCGACCAAUUCCUAAAUGGGUACAGCAAAGUGGAGCAGGACAGCAAACACAACAACAGGCGCCGCCAGCAGCAUCAGGACCAAAAAUACCCUCGUGGAUUGAUCAGUCGGGAGGACAGCAAGCAUCGUCGACAACGCCCAACACUCCAACGCCACCGGCUGUGGGAACGUCACCACAGCAAGCAAAGCCGGCAGUAUCCGUGGAAGAUCGACAAAAACAAGCGGCUCAAAUGUUUGCUAAAAUGCAACCAGGAGGAGGAGCAGGAUCUACUCCUGGCAAAAAGCUUUCAUCUCAAAUGACCUUUGAAGAACGAGAGCAGGCAGCCAAGUCGGAAGGAUCCAAUCAGGCAAUGGAAAUGGCAGAAAAACUCAUGGCGGAACAAAAGGCUAAGGAUGCUGCUUCUGCGGCGGUUGCUGCUACCAAUAAUGGUGACAAGGCCAAGGAAAUGGCUUCUGCCCAUCAGCAACCACCCGCUAUGCAAGAUCGACAACAGCAGGCUGCCAACAUGUUUGAAGCGCAGAAUCAACUCACUGCCGCAGCAGUGGCUGCCACAUCGAUUCCCAAACAAAAGUUUCCCUCUCAAAUGACAUUUGAAGAACGAGAGGAGGCAGCUAAAAUGGAAGGGUCCAACAAGGCCAAGGAAAUGGCUGCCAAAAUGAUUGCAGAACAAAAGGCCAAACAGGACACUGCCGCUGCAAUUGCCAGUGGAACAACCCCACCUCCGCCGAGCAGUGACAUUCCAAACUUGCAAGAUCGAAAAAUGCAGGCCGCCAAUAUGUUUGCCAAUGCCAAACCAAGCACACCCGCAAAAACAAUGGCGGCUUCUACCAUUGGAGGUCCCGCCAUGUCUCCUCAAAAGAAGUUUCCAUCACAAAUGACCUUUGAAGAACGAGAGGAAGCUGCCAAAAUGGAAGGAUCCAAUAAGGCCAAGGAAAUGGCAGCCAAAAUGAUUGCCGAACAAAAGGCCAAACAGGAGGCGGCAGCCGCCAAAGCGGGAGAAAAUCCGCCGGCAGGCGGUACUGUCAAACCGGCUGCAAGCGCUGCUCCUCCCUCGACGUGGCCAGGUGCUUCUUCGCAUGCUGGAUCUGGCACGGCUGGAUCAUCAGAAAGUGGCAACCCUCCACCUUUCACAACGGGCGGGCAAGCUGCAAGUGGCCCUCCGUCGUUCCCAAACCCUACUCAACAAGCAGCAGGAUCAGUUGAAACGGGGGUGAAGACGGCAAUGCCUGCCCCGGCACUUUCCGUGCCCUUUGCAAGAGCACCAGAACAACAACAGCAACAUGAUCAACAACAACAAGGCAGGGAAGAUGCUGCAAAAAUGGAAGGAUCCAAUCAGGCUCAAGAAUUGGCGGCCAAACUAAUGGCAGAGCAAAAGGCCAAGGAGUCGACAUCCACACCAGCAGUAGCAACCAAGCCAGCUUUUCCAAUGGGAGCGGCUCCUGUCAGCGGUUUCCCAGGAGCGGCAACAAUUGAAAAGACGACACCAACGGCGGUUUCCGCCAGCAGCAGUGCACCAGGAUUGAACGCGGCUUCUUGGCCACCCAAGAAUCCCACGAACGAUGACGCAGGAAGACCUGCUUUCCCUGGCGCUGCUUCUGCAACCACUGGUUCCACAGCUAGCGGCAUGCCUAAAACUGCUCCCUUUGGUGGUCCAAGCAUGACAGGAAGCACUGCAGAUAAUACCGUCAAGCCAGCUGCACCUGCUACAGCUGCAAUGCCGCCAAAUGCCCAAACCAGCUUUUUCAAGCCGCAGCAGGCCAGCGGACCCCAAACGAAUGGACCACCAAACGGCGCCAUGCCGAUGCCACAAUCCAGUUCUCCAUUUGCGGGUGCCAAGGCAGCGGAGCCGAAUGGUUCAACAACAAUGACAAAUGGUCCAGGGGCGUCAUUCCCAGGAGCUCCCAAGACAAACGGUACCCCUGCAAUGGGGGCGGGAACUGCAAAUAGUUUGCCUGGUGGUCCAAAGAUGAAUGGGCCUCCCAAUGGAGCAAUGCCUCAGACAACUGGUCCUGCUUUUCCUGCAGUCCCAAAAGCAAACCCUGCAGCAGCAGGUGCUCCCAAGAUAAACGCGCCUGCCAAUGGAGCAAUGCCACAACCAUCUGGCCCAGCUUUUCCAGGGCUCCCACAAGCAAAUGCAGCCACAGCAGCAGCAGCAGGUGCUCCCAAGAUGAAUGAGCCUCCCAAUGGAGCAAUGCCACAACCAUCUGGCCCUGCUUUUCCGGGGUUCCCACAAGCAAAUGCAGCCACAGCAGCAGCAGCAGGUGCUCCCAAGAUGAAUGGGCCUCCCAAUGGAGCAAUGCCACAACCAUCUGGCCCUGCUUUUCCAGGGCUCCCAAAAGCAGAUCCUGCAGCAGCAGCAGCAGGUGCUCCAAAGAUGAACGGGCCUGCCAAUGGAGCAAUGCCUCAGCCAUCUGGCCCUGCCUUUCCUGGGGUCCCAAAAGCAAAUGCAGCCACAGCAGCAGCAGCAACAGGUGCUCCCAAGAUGAAUGGGCCUCCCAAUGGAGCAAUGCCUCUGCCAUCUGGCCCUGCCUUUCCUGGGGUCCCAAAAGCAGAUCCUGCAGCAGCAACAGGUGCUCCCAAGAUGAAUGGACCUCCCAAUGGAGCAAUGCCAAAGCCAACUGGCCUUGCUUUUCCAGGGCUCCCGAAAGCAGAUCCUGCUGCUGCAGCAGGUGCUCCAAAGAUGACUGGGCCUCCCAAUGGAGCAAUGCCACAGCCAUCUGGCCCUGCCUUUCCUGGGGUCCCAAAAGCAGAUCCUGCCGCAGCAGCAGCAGCUGGUGCUCCCAAGAUGAAUGGGCCUCCCAAUGGAGCAAUUCCAAAACCAUCUGGGCCUGCUUUUCUGGGGUUCCCAAAAGCAGAUCCUGCAGCAGCAGGCGCUCCCAAGAUGACUGGGCCUCCCAAUGGAGCAAUGCCUCAGCCAUCUGGCGCUGCCUUUCCUGGGGUCCCAAAAGCAGAUCCUGCAGCAGCAGCAGGUGCACCCAAGAUGAAUGGGCCUCCCAAUGGAGCAAUGCCUCUGCCAUCUGGCCCUGCCUUUCCUGGGGUCCCAAAAGCAGAUCCUGCAGCAGCAGCAGGUGCUCCCAAGAUGAAUGGACCUCCCAAUGGAGCAAUGCCAAAGCCAACUGGCCCUGCUUUUCCAGGGCUCCCGAAAGCAGAUCCUGCUGCUGCAGCAGGUGCUCCCAAGAUGAGUGGACCACCUGGUUCAACAUUUCCAGGAGUUCCAAAAGGUGCCGCGGCAACGGGAUCGGGGUCUGCUGCCAAUUUCAACCAAGGAACAGGUCCAGUCAGUGCAUUGCCUAAGAUGAAUGGACCACCUGGUGGAGCACAGCAACAGAAACCACCCGCAACUGCGUCUUUCCCAGGUAUUCCAGGAGCUAAAGGUUCGCCAGCAGCUGCUGGAUUUGCUACAAAUUCCAAUCAGGGGGCCGCAAAAGGUAUUCCUGCUGCGAGUGGCUCUGCAAUGAAGGGUCUACCGAACCAAGCUCAGAUGCCAGGAUCCAGUUCAUCAUUUGCAGGAGCAGCUAAAGCAUCAGCUGCGGCCACAAACAGUCCCCCCCAGAUUUAUCCGCGGUCGAAGGUCGACGGAGCUCCUUCUUUGAAUGAAGUGGUCCCCACAUUGGGAGGACCAUCUACGAGCGCUGAAAACAGUGGCACUACGGCAAAGCCUUGGGACAGGAGUGACACGCAAGGAAGCCCCCAAAGUACUGAUUGGGACAAUGUGAAUGCGAUGGGGGCACGCUCCUCCGAUAAGACGGAUGAUGGUGGAAUUUUGGGUGGAUGGUUCGAGAACAAUAAGAUUGGCCAGGUAGCAUAUGGUGUGGUCGGAGCAGCGGCAGCAGCAGCGGCGGCGGCGUUUGUUAUCGGCUUUGCACCUGAAAGAGGCCAGCAAGCUCCGAUUACUCCAGCGCGCACUUUUCCCGCAAUACAGGAAUCUGCACAGGUUCUUGCUCCCGCCCGUCAACAGCAGCAGCCCUCACCCCAGCAAGUGCAGCCUGCUCAACCCAUUCCACGCUCUCAGCCCAUACAACAAUCGCAGGCGCCACAAUCGCCCGUCCAAGCCAGUACUCGCACUGAAGCCGCGAUAGCCCCUCCGCCCCCUUCAGAAGCUGCUGUAGACCAAGGCGCACGCCCAAUAAUACAACAAUCUGCAGAUGUGGAAGAUGCUGCAGAGCGAGUCGAAUGGUACCUUGAUAAUCUCCGUGUCAAGUUUGACGACCUUGGCCAACAGAUGGAGAAGAAUGAUUUGGUGCUUCAAGAGCAGUCGAAGCAACAGCUGGCAGAGGCACAGGCUCAAAAGAAAAUUGCCGAAGAUUCGUUGAUCGUGAUCAAAGAGGACAAAACUCGGCUGGCAGCAGAGAAGGGUCGUCUGGACGCUGCGUUGGACGAUGCGAAGUUACUCUAUUCUCGCUUGGGUGAGCAGUCGAUGAUUCAGGUACUCAACGUGGAAAAGGAGUUGAAGAAAGCAGAACAGAGUUUGGAGGCUGCUAUUCAGAUGAAAGCUGAAUUUGAGGCUUCUAUGGCUCGAAGUGAGGACGAAGGACCCUUUGCCUUGAAAGACGUCGAACAAGGUUACAGCGAGCGUGAGAAUCAGGUGAAAUCUACCCUGUCGUUAUUGGAAGAAGACUCAAUCGACCAGUUGGCGCGUGUUCAAGCAAGGUUAGAGGCAGCCGAACGGUCCCUGGAUAACGUGUUGGACGGGAAAGCUAGAGUUGAAGUGGAGCAGGUAGAGCUGAACAAGGACGUCGAGCUCCUAAAUGAACGGUAUGCACAGCUAAUCCAAAGGGCAGAGUUGCGACUCAAGGUCGAUACGGCAAAGCUGAAUGUCGCCGAGCAGGUGUUGAAGGCAGUCUUCCCCCCGGAUAGCUAG